AGAACUCAACAUGUCAUGUGAAGCACACAUGCAUAUAGACCUUUACCUCCUUACAUGCUUAAAAUAAAGCUUCCUUCAGCUUAAUUUCCAAAGCACCAAGACAAGACUCGGCAAAAUGACCCGCUCCCUAGUGAUUUAUUUUUCACUUUGGACCCUGCUUUUGAUACGUUUCUCCACAAAGGGUGUUCUGGGGGAGCCACCAUUUUCUGCAAUGUUUGUGUUCGGAGAUUCAUUGGUGGAUAAUGGGAAUAACAACUACCUCAUCACCUUAGCAAAAGCAAAUUUCAAUCCUUAUGGCAUUGAUUUUUCAGAGGGUCCAACUGGAAGAUUCUCUAACGGCAAAACUGUCACAGAUAUCCUAGGGGGAAUUGUAGGUCUUCCUUUGCUACCAACUUUUAUUGAUACCAUUAGACAAGACAAAAACAUUUCCUGGGGUGUCAACUAUGGUGCAGCAGCUGCUGGUAUAAUGGAAGAGACGGGGCGAAAUUUGGGAGAAUGCAUUAGCUUUAGUCAGCAGGUGCAAGACUUUAAAACAACCGUAAGCCAGCUGAAGAUCCAAAUGGAACCCAGGAAAUUGAGUAAACACUUGGAAAAUUCACUGACAGUAGUGAUCCAUGGCAGUAAUGAUUACAUAAACAACUAUCUCGUGACUGAGCAAUAUACAUCAAGCUCCCUCUAUAAGCCACAAAAUUAUGCCGAACUUCUCAUUCAGCGUUACAAAAGCCAAAUUUUGAUUCUGCAUGGUUUGGGACUCAGAAAAUUCUUUCUAGCAGGACUUGCCCCACUUGGUUGCAUACCUUACCAAUUAUCCAAAGAAUUUGCCCCUCCAGGAGAGUGUAGAACUUAUGUCAACGACAUAGCAGACAUGUUCAAUGUUUUGUUGAGAUCUCUGGUGGAUCAACUGAAUGCUGAGUACCAUGGUUCAAUUUUUGUGUAUGGUAACACUUCCGGAAUUUUCAGGGAACUGAUUAGCAAUGCAAAAACAUAUGGGUUCACGGUAACUGAUAGUGGGUGUUGUGGUAUUGGGAAAAACAAAGCACAGAUAACAUGUUUACCUGAGUUUGUUCCAUGCAAUGAUAGAGACAAAUACGUGUUUUGGGAUGCCUUCCAUUCCACUCAAGCAGCUAACAAAAUUAUUGCUCACAAGGUUUUUACUGGAUCACCUUCUGAUUGUUACCCUGUUAACGUCAACCAGAUGGCACAAAUUAUUCAGGACCGAUAGUGAUAGCAGUGACUAAUCUCCUCGCUACGUUAGAGGCACCUCAAAGUAUGGAAUAGCUGAUCCCAAGAUUUAAUGUGGCUGCAUACACAAGGCAAGAUUUGAACCACUGACCUUGCUUAAGUGUGGAUCAACCCCUACCGCUAAAUCACAUUCUUGGAGUUUUUGGACUAAUAUAAUUAUCAAUUCGUACUUUUAGAAACGUAUUUUAUAAUUUCUUAGUUUCUGGGAUUAAUAUGAUUUGUUUUUUAAAUUUAGAUACAAAUUUGUAUGUUUAAUCCCUAAUUUUUAGUAUUAAAUAUUUGAUU
Cajanus cajan (pigeon pea) is the source of this 1527-nucleotide messenger RNA. Its product is annotated as GDSL esterase/lipase At5g08460. Lineage: Eukaryota; Viridiplantae; Streptophyta; Magnoliopsida; Fabales; Fabaceae. Gene Ontology annotation, molecular function: hydrolase activity, acting on ester bonds. The record is from RefSeq and is a predicted model, not a curated record.